Molecule: messenger RNA, 12718 nt
Organism: Bursaphelenchus xylophilus (pine wood nematode)
Lineage: Eukaryota; Metazoa; Nematoda; Chromadorea; Rhabditida; Aphelenchoididae
Source: the annotation of a GenBank genome assembly
AUGCUUGACCUACAGUUCUUCUAUUGGAUCAGCGAUACCGCGGGCUCCACCAGCGGCGUUUUGGUCAAUUUGCUGGUGUUGUUUGUGAUCUACAAGACGACAACAAGCUCCACAAGUGCCUAUGGAAGGAUGCUGAUGGCCACGGCGACGUACGAUGCGCUUUUUAGUGCCUGCGAAUUUGUGGAGCAACAUGUAAGUGUUAAUGUCAGUUUGUCGGGAAAAUAGUAAGCAUAAUGUCGCUGAGCCGAUCGGGUCGCUGAAGUGAAAAGAAAUUUGAUUUUGCCGCGACGUAAUUCAAUUUUUCGGCGGCAUGCGGUUUUCGAUGCGACAGAGGGCUCAUUGUUUUCCCGACAGACUGAUAUUUAAUGGUCCUUGUAUAUAAACAUCAGUCUGUCGGGAAAAUAAUGUGGAUUCGUUGAGCCUUGGAAUCGCCCAUCAUCGCUUUGCAACAGCUUGCCGCGGCUGGGGACUUGAUGCGACAAAUUCACAUUAUUUUCCCGACAGACCUAUUUGUUGAGUUAUGGAUAAAUUCGCAAAAAACGAACAGUUUUCCAUCUCAGUUUCCUAUAUUUUUAUGUUUCAGCAAGUCAUCCUGAAGAAUGGCAUAAUGUUCGUCAUUCCGAAAGGAGUAGAGAAAUGCCUCGACCACGGCUUGUAUCCGCUGUUCUUCUUUCCGCAUCUUUUCCUAUGCACUAUGGGCUGUUUUAUUCUUCCGGCACAGUACUACUACCGCUACAUGCUAAUCACAAGGUUAGUAAAAUUUGUACUAUUCUUUGUUUGUUCCUGUGAAUAUCAGUCCGUAGGGAAAACUAUGUGGAUUCCAUGCGGGGUGGAAUCGCGACGGCUAGCUGUGGAUUGGAAGCGCUGCUACAACGAGACAAAAAAUUUUGCAUAUAAUUCCACAUUACUGUUCACGCCAGACUCAUAUCGGACUGUCGGGAAAAUAAUGAGCACAAUGCCACUGUGCCAAUCGCGUUGCUGAAGUAAAGUUUGCUUGAUUUUGUCACAAAACAAUUAAUUUUCUCCGCGGCGAUGCAAUUUUCGAUGCGAUAGAGCUCACUAUUUCCCCGACAGACUGAUAUACUCAAUUUCAGUCCAAAUAAAGUCACGGGCUACACACUCGUCCGCAGUCUCAUCGUCGCCGCGUUAGCUGCGUGCGCAUGCGCAACCGCGGGUACAAUCGGUCUCUACCACUCAAGACAACUGCCUCCGGAAUAUUAUAUGGAACAGGUGGACCCGGCUUGGCUGACCGAAGGCAACAGCACGUACAUGUAUGCGGUGGACACGGUAAGGCCCGACGGGAUCCACUCUAAACCGUGAAUACGAAAAAUUACGACUUAAAUUCGAAAUUUUUAGGCAGACGAAGCGUCUUCGCUUUACUUUCACUUUGCCGGCGUGUUCUCCAAUAUCUUCUUUACCGCCUCACUCUAUUACAUCUACAAAAUCGUUCGCUUCAUGAACUCCACAUCAACCACCAGCAGCAAGAGGACCAGGAAAAUGCAGCAGCAGUUCACUCGAGUCAUCAUUAUACAAGUAGGUUUUAGUCGUGAGUCACGUGCAGUUAAUUGUGAAGACCUACUGUUAGGUCAAGAAUUGAGGGCGUCUAACGCUAUUCUAUUAUACACGACUAGUAGAUGCUAAUAAGAUAUUAAUAAACAUAUACUAGCUGAAAACUGGUGACAAAAACAAUGAACUCACGGGUCUUGAUCCAGUUGGAGAACAACCGAGAAGCUAACCAGAGAGUUAGACACGUGAUUAAAAUUAUACUUUUUUCGGGAGAGAGGAAAAAAAGUGACCUCAAGGUGAUCGGUCCAUUAUACAUAUUUAUAGUGACGACCUGAUUCAGUGGCAAAAAACGAACCGUUUUCCACUCGGGAAGUAGAUAAAAUGUAGCAAAAUGCUUCGAUCUUCAACUAAAACACUUUCUUUUGAAGGACCCUCACAAAAGAGCGGGUUUUUGAAAUCGGAUUUUCACUUUGAGAGGGAGGUGUUUUGCAACAUUUUUUGUUACUUUCCGGAUGCAAAAUGGUACGUUUUUUGCCACUGGAUAAAAACGUACCAUUUUCCGCCACUGUAUAUCAAGAUCGGUCGGUUUAUGCUAAUUCUUGGGAACCUCUCAAGCCUUCCACGUUGUUCGUGUUCGCAAACCUUUUGCGAACUUUAUUGCACUUCCCUUCCAUAAAUUAAAAGUUUUGUGUUGACAAGGGAAGUACUCACAGCGUUUGAAUUUUUGAUAAAAUCUGUGCUUUUGCUCCCUCGCGGCUACCUGUUUCUAAUACACACAAUGAGCAGAGAACGGAGGGCACAAACUGUACGGUCACGACAUAACCACAGCUGCCUUGCUCGUUUGCACCGUCCGCUGAGACGGCAAUCUAGUAUUCUUGCUGUAAAACAGAAUUACAAUUUCCAACUUCCAGGGCAUCGACACCUUCCUCUUCGCCUUUAUUCCACUGAGCGUUGUCUGCAUGGGUGUCCUCUUCCACGGCGAUUGGCCAGUCCUCGGGAUGCUGGUGAUGAUGCCGCUGUGCUGGCUUCCCUUCGUCAACGGGAUGUUUUCGUUGACUGUGGUCAGCCGACAUCGGAAUUACUUGUUGCAGACGCUGUGCUGUAGACGCUCUCUUAUUUCCGAAAUGUCCAAGACCACACCGUCAGCGGGCCAAACGGUGGAUUCAAAAAAUGAUGAGGAAAAAUAUUAAUGUGUAGUAAACUGUAUUUUACUAGUCCGUUCUUUUUUAUAAGUCAAUAAACAGCGCUUCUUUCACUUCUUCAGGGCACAAGUGGUGUUUAAUUUGCCGGUAAUUAGUGAGUGCGUUUCUUCAAAUUGAGACAUGACGACGCUUGAGUCAGGCUGCAAAACACGGCUGUUUCGACAUCAAAAUUGAGUUAGUGAAAAUUCAGUCAGAUGUUAAAGUGCUCGCUUUAAUAAAUACAGCUGGCAGAGCAGUAAAGACCAAGAAUAAUUUUAAGCGAUAUAUAGUGCAUAUAGCACUUAGAUAUUCAACGCUAUAGUCAGCAAAAUAUCGACAAGGUAAUCAACGGUAUGCGAAAAAAACUCAUUUUUUGCCUUGUCGCAAACCAAAAGCAUACAUCGCUAGCGCAUCCUCCCAGAGUCUCUUUCAACCGGCCAUGCCCUUACAGGGUGCGCCAAAAAUAUUGGGACAAAAAUCAAUUCCGUGUAGCUUUUUUCGGCUGGCCUUGGAAUCAAAACUUUUGGCCGUUUUAGCAAGGGUAACAGUCUUGCUAUAUGGCAACGGUAAUGCCAGGGUUGGGGCCUAUUGCAAACUUGAAAAAAUAUUCAAAAUUUUUUGGGGGACCAAAAUCUUCUUUUCAAGUGGAUGACCGGGAAAUCAAUUUGGCCAUUAUUUCCACUAAGGGAAAGUAAGAUCCUUCAAAUUUAUUGUGUAUAAAGCACAUGCUAUUAACUGCGUAACAACGUAUGUAAUCAUGGUUGACGACCGAUUUGGCGGCGCUGGUCGAAAAAACAAAAAAAAAAUCCCGAAAGUUCGGAUUUUUAUGUUUUUAACGAUCUCAAUACCACAGUAUCGCCCGUGUUGCUCUAAAAUUUUGUGGUUAUAGAGUGUGUACAUAGGGAAUCGUCAUACUGUAAAAGAAAAUCUACACCUACAAGGGGACAGUUUCUGUAUGGAAAAAACUUUAUGGUGCGGAUUGGAGGCACGGCCCUUCGAAGCUUGAUAUAUUUUCGCAGUUUACUACAUGUUGAAAAGUACUUGAGCGUAAAAAUCGACGUAACGCUGUACUCGGGAUACAUGCUGACACAACUGAAUUACUUUUGGCGAUCUUCAGUCCAAGCUCACUUGACGAGCAACCUUAGAGUAAAUUCUACCGCUGUAGUCACUAUUUCAUCCCCCAGAGGUAGAAGAUAAAAAAAUAAUUUUUCAAACACGACUAGUCAGACUCUCGUUGUCCUUAUAAAAGUAUCUCGGAUGCCUAAUACGCUGGGAACCUUACAUCGAAACUUCUACAUAAAAAUCUUUGAUCUUACGGAAGUUUUCUGGUAAAGGGCGCGUUUUUAGGCCGACUUUGACGGGCUGUAAAAGAUGUAAUCGUCAUUAUAAGUAAAAAUCAUUUUUAGUGUAUAAACAGCGACCGCUACUCUGUCAUAUAAAGUGAAUUUCUGCCAUAACAUGCAACGGUAAAACUAGAGUUUCCAAUUUUUAUCCAUUUUGGGGUCCGUGUCUCAGGGGCCUUAGUUGUGAGCGCUUAUAAUGGCAGAACAGGUGUCGUAUACGACUACUCUGUCUGAAACUUUGAAGACAGAUUCUUGGGAGCAUUGCACGUUUGCACAAGCGACCACUUUGCUCUUGUACCAUUACAGCCCGCAGGGCAAGUAAAAAUAUGAGUCCCAAUAUUUUUGGCGCACCCUGUAUAGUUAGUUGAUUCAUUUUUCCCAAUCGACGAGAUUCCGCAUAAUCUUUAUAAUCUUUACCCCGUCUAACAAUGGUAAACAGCCACCAGCUCGUAAUUAGUUUACCGAUUACCGCAGCUCUCAGAAAACGCCUUUUCAACCCCUACAUGACUUUUGUAACACCGGUAAUUGCGCUGUUGGCUGCACGGCUCAUUCGUACAUUGCAGAUGCCAAACUACGACCUCUAUCGGUUAUUCGUUGUUUCGGGCACGGGAACAGGCGUGUUCAUAAACGCGGUCGUCCUUGUAGUCGUAUAUAAAAAUGCAAAAGGGGAGAUCCGGGCCUUGUCGCGGAUUCUGCUUAUCUCCUCAAUUUACGACUUUUGCUUUAGCUUGUUUGAGGUGUGCGUUCAACAUGUAAGUUUGUUUUUAUCAGUUUGCCGGAAAAAUAAUGAUCGCAAUGUCGCUGCGCUAAUCGUGUUUCUGAAGUGAAACGCAUACACAUUUGCACGGUGCGCUUUUGUUUUCCUUUCGCACCCGUCGCGGCAAUUCCGUGUUUUUGCACUAGCGACGUGAACUUUCGCGCUACACCCGCGAUAAAGUGUGUCAGGACUUUAUGGCGCGACUGGUACAUAGCAGUAAAAUAUCUCGCCUUUUCGUAGUCCUGCACUAAUGCUUCAGCCGCAGUUUAUGAUUUCCGAAAACUUUCAUCGGAAAUCACAAUUGUUACUUACAUAAAUACAUGCCCAUUUCAGGAGCUCUUGAUCACCGAUGGUAUGCUGUUUGUGAUGCCGAAAGGCGUUGAGCGCUACCUCAGCCACGACUUGAAAGCCGUCUUUCUUGCUCCGCACAUAUUCCUCAGCAUAUUCGGGUCGUUCAUUUUACCUGUUCAGUAUUUGUAUCGAUAUCAGCUGUUGACAAAGUAAGUUGCAACGAUGACCUCGGAUCAGUUGGGUUGGAUCCGAACAGGGCAGCUUGUGAUGAAUAGUGAAGGUUGAGAAAAAUAAUAUGGCAAGGGAUAGGCUCAAACGGUCCGGUGAAUAGUUUGGCAAUCCGCCAAAAAAGACCCGAAAAAACUUUUAGUCGCGACUAAAAGUUACUAGUCGGGAAAGAAAUGGGGAUUUUGGGUAAGAGGGUACGUUUUUGCGCGUCUUUUUCUCUGACUUCUGUAUGAAAUCAAGACGAAGUGUAAAAAACCGAUAGCUUUUGGCCAAGGUGUCCUAUUCGUCAAAUGCCUCUCCGGAAAAAACCCAUCAAUAGUAAUGAAACCAAUGCUUUAGCCCCAACAACGUAACACUGCACACACUGCUGAGGAACAUUGGGAUUGCAUGUUUGGCUUCGGCAAGCUGCAGUGUUUUUGCAUGUUUUACACUAAAUUACGGGCAGCCCUUCACAUAUGACGAAUUACGAGCCGUUUUUGAGUUGAACUGGUUCACCGAGGGACCGGAUACUUACAUCUACAAUGUGAAUACUGUAAGUCAACAAAACAAUGAAAAAGUUUAUGCAAUUUUCAGGCCAAUUGGGUGCCAUUUUUGUUUUAUAUUUAUCUGGCGGUCACCAGUGGUCUCUCCCUUUCACUGGCAAUGCACUAUGCACUAAAGAUGUUGAGGUUCUUAAAAACAAACGAGUACUCGAUUACCAAUAAAACAAGGUCAAUGCAGAACCAAUUUACACGCGUUAUUAUUCUGCAGGUAAUCGGCAAAGUAGUGGCUACAAACUUUUCAGGGCCUGAAUACAUUCCUCUUUAGCGUCAUCCCGUUCACUGUCAUCACCGUCACAACGUUGUUGCGGUUUCGUUUUGAGCGAUUUGGGCUGCUCGCCAUGAUUCCACUCGCAUGGCUUCCGGUCGCCAAUGGGCUCUUCUCGUUGCUGGUUAUCAAGAAGUAUCGAGAAUUCAUUUUUCAGUUCAUUGGAUGUCAUUCAAGGAAGAGUAUUAUGGUAAUAUCCGGUUCGUAUCAAACGUAAGAAGUCUUGGCUGCCAGAAUAAAUUUUUCCCGCUAAAAACGUGUGGAAUCUUCUCGUUAUACACAUGUGAUCAAAAAAUAUCGUCAAUGCAUGAAAUAAUAGUUUGUUUCUGGGCAGUUUCAAAAUGAGCACAACGGCUACGUCAAGCUAUUAGAAGCGGUAGAUGCACCUAAUGCCCCUGCAGACAUUAAGUAGUUGAUAUUAACAAAUCUUCUCAUUGAUGUUUCUUCCAUACACGACGAACUUCAUCCAUGGGUUAUCCUAGGAACAGCAAUCGACUUGGUGUUGGAACUUGUGUUGGUUGUCAUGAUUCGGCAUACAUGGCUGGCUCCUAAAAGUUGGAUUAUAUUAUAACGGUCGUCAGUAUGCCUACCUUAAAGCCGGUUUCUGCUUUUUUGUGCAGAAAAAUUACAAGUAAAACUUAAAAAGAAAUAGAGGCUUAUGCACAACAUUCCAGCAGUCAAUUUCUAGCAUACUGUAUUUAAUUACUAUAGAAAUUGAACAAUAAGAUUAUGCAAAUCUCUUUACUUUUGGAGCUGUUAAUUUGAAAUUAAAUAUGCAUGCCAGAAAUGCAAAGCCCGCUGUGCGACGCGUGGGUUUUCCGGCCGCGGUCGUGUUAGAACAUUAUUAUAACAACUUGCCAUGAUCUUAUUACUUUAUUCUACAUACCCUUCUGUUAAAAUCACCAUUGUCGCAGGGGUUAUUGUAAGCUGUAUGUUUCCUAGAUGGUAGUUUUGUACGAUUGGGUCUAUUCGUCAAAGCUAGCAUUUCUUCCAGUGGCGCACCGAAGCCGAAAGGUACAAUGGUAAGAGCAAGUUCGAAAAAAACAUGGCACUUGAUUACCGUACAAUUAAAAGAACAAAGAUUUUAUAUCUUGCCCAAAACAAAUUAACUCGUAACUUCAUAAUCGGCUCUUGUCCUUGUUUUGCAAUUAGGUCCGCAAAAAAUCCUUAUGAGUUUGUUUUGUCAUUGGAGCCCAUGCAUGCAUUAAUCGAUGGAAAGUAGUGUACUUUAUAAUCGCUAAAUCGUCUUAAGCGUGCAAAGGUAGGUAGAGCGUCGGUCGUCAUUAGCAGCACUACUUUCAAUUUUGCAGCCCUACUAAUACGCGAUGCGUGGUGGGUCCGUGUUUUGAAGUAACAGUUUUUCAAGCUCGUAUAAUCUUUUGCUCUCCGCGAUUGAACCAUAUAGCAUUCAUUUUUCUCUAACAAUAUUGCUCCAUAGUAUAUAAGACACAUCUAACUAAUGUUUUCCUAGCACCACAUGAAUAUCCAAGUUGUGUAUUGGGUAUGGGACACAACCGGAUGUGCUCUGGGUAUUUUGGUCAACCUGACCUUGCUUCUUGCCAUCAGAACCACAACUUGCCGAUCCACCCGGGAGUUCGAGCGGAUGAUACAGGCUGCGGCAAUUUUCGAUAUCUUCUUUUCAUUCGUGGAACUUAUGACACAACAUGUAAGUAGCUAAAGUAACUUCAUUUCAAGAGCUAUUCUUUAGCAGUUAUUAGUGGCCGAUGGCUGCAUGAUAAUGAUCCCCAAGGGGUUGGAGAAGUUCGUGUCUCCCGACCUAUACCCCCUGUUCUAUACAGUGCACGCAUUCGUCUGCAGUAUGGGACUACACAUCUUGCUGGCGCAGUACCAUUAUCGCCAUUCUCUACUGACUGACCACGGAGUUGGCGGUCAUUUAUUUCAGCGGAAUUUACUUUUAACCGGAGUCGCUUCUCUUAUCUGCGGUGGAAUUUCCGUCUGGCCGCUGAGUUUGGCCCGAGAAAACCCACCCGAGUACUAUCUAGCGAAGGUCGACAAAUAUUGGGCGACCGAAGGAAAGCAAACGUAUGCGUACGCAUUGGACACGGUAAGCUGUAAUUUCACGGAUUAUCCCAGCAAUGCGUAGAAUAACGACACCUUUGCAAGGAUGGCGUUAUUUAUUCCAAACUGUGUGAACUUCUCAGUCUGUCGGGAAAAUAAUGAGCAUAAUGUCGCAGCGCCGAUCGGGUCGCUGAAGCGAAAAGCAAUUUGAUUUUGUCGCGAUACCAUUCAUUUUCUUGGCGGCGAUGCGAUUUUCGAUGCGAUAGAGGGCUCAUUAUUUUCCCGACAAACUGACGUUGUUUUCAGUCUUAUCCAGAGGCGUUUUAUUAUUUUUACUUUGUCGGUGUCAUCACUACAAUCUUCUUUUGGUGCUCCGUAUAUUAUGUGUACAGGAUUCUUCGAGUCGUGUAUGGGUCCGUUGGAGUGACAAGCAAGAACACUAAGAAGCUGCAAUUUCAGUUUACGGUUGUGAUUCUAAUCCAGGUAAUAGGCCGUAAAAUUAAAAAGUACAAUAAAGUAGCUGUACGGGCCAUUAUAACGCUUUCUUCCAGGGUGUAACCGCGUUUCUCUGCUCGUUCACUCCAAUAUCAUUAAUCGUAGUCUUCACGAUCUUUCGAGUUCGAAACGGCAACCUUGGCCUGUUCAUCAUGAUGCCGCUCUCAUGGCUGCCAACCUUCAACGGCCUGUUCUCCCUGUUUGUUAUAAGAACCCACCGCGAAUUUUUGUACAGCAUUGUUUGUUGCAGGCAGCGUUCAAGACGACACGACGCUACAACUGGAUCCAUAAUGAAGCGCUCAAUAGUAUGAAAUUUAAGGGAAAUCGUUUUGAGAGCUCAGUAACUCUGUAACAACAUAGUUUUUUUUAUAUAAUAUUAUCAGUCUGUCGGGAAAAUAAUGAGCACUCUGUCGCACCGAAAAUCGCAUCGCCGCAGACAAAAAAAAUUACUUUUCGCUUCAGCGACAGAAUCAGCGCAGCGACAUUGUGGUCAUUAUUUUCCCGACAAACUGAUAUAAAAAUUAGUCGUUUGCUUUUGGCCUUUAAUAAAAAAAAGUUUUUCUCCAGUAUCAUAUCUCUUACAUUCGUCGUCAAGACUUGGUGUGCUAGAGUUCAGUAAACAACCUAUUUUUUGCAUUUCUCCCCGUAUUUUGCCUUCUUGGCGCAGUUACAUAACUGCUUUAAAAAAUGCUAUGAAUAAGGCAGCAGGCAAUAAUAAAAUUAUUUGAAAGAGCCGAUAAACCCUGGAUUAUUUUUAUGAAAUAAUUCUUGCUCUUUGCACCGUGCAAAUGGCAUUUUGGGCUGUCGCUUGUCCCUGACUUUUCUCGCACAGCGCGAAGGUAAAAAAUCACUCCAGCAACUUUCCGGAAGAGCAAGUAUCCUUCUUUCUGUAUAACAGGACGAAUGCUUACAGUGGCGGACCAGAUCCAGUGACAAACAAUAUACCAUUUUGUAUCCGGUAAGUACGAAAAAAUGUAGCAAAACACCUCCCUCUCCAAGUUAAAAAAAAACUCCGAUUUCAAAAGCGCACCCGCUCUAUUUGUGAAGGAAAUGGCGCGCCCUUCAGAACAGUUUGUUUCUUACAAGGGAAGUACCCCAAGUGCGACGCUCAGAUUUUCUUUAAAUUUUGCACACACGUCGGGCAUAGGUUAAAUAUCAAUUCCUGAAAGUUUUAACUCGCGCUUUGCAAGCGCCGCCGAGAUAUUGAACGAUCUUUGCCGCCGAGAGAGUACGCUAAACGUGGAGAGCUGUCAGAGAGAAAAACACUUUUUGGCCAUAACUUUGCCAGUUUCGGGCGGAAAAAAUUGAUUUUUUGUGGAAACAUUACUCUCUAUGAUAGAAAUAGGUAUAAAACUUUUCGCGCCGAAAUUCAACAAAAAGUGUUAAAAUUUCGCCAACUUUCGACCAAAAAAUCUCAAUUGUUUCUGCAAAGCGCGAGCUAGGAUUCUCGCAUAUUUUUUAGAAAAAAAUAUCCUAAAUUUGUGCCAAGUUUCAUCAAAAUCUGAGCGUCGCACUUUGGGUACUUCCCCUGUUAGUUCAAGAGGGAGGAAUUUUGCUAUAUUUUUUGAUACUUCACGGAUGCUAAAUGGUACUUUUGUGCCACUGGAUCAGGUCCGUUACUGUACCACCUCUCCAAAUAAAGCAACUCCUUUCUUGUCAGAGGAGGGAUGCAAAGAAAAAAAAAGAUUACAUUCGCAGCGACACAAUUAAUUUUCCCAGCGGCAAUGCGAUUUUCGAUGCGACACAGUUCUCAUUAUCUUUCCGACAUACUGAUAUUGUAAUACGACUUAGACUGAACACAAUAAAGGUUACGAUAGUUAUCCCAUGAACCAUGGAACAUAAUGGGAAUUGAAACCCUGCUCUAUGGUUUGAAGCGGGUUUCCGGCGCUGUAUUACAGCUACGUGCAGUUUUAACUGUUUCUCGUAUCCAAUUCGGUUUUACUCAUUUUUCACGUAUGCAUGUUGCAUUUAAGACGUCUGAGUAAAUGUUGGAAAAGUACACGGCCAUUGAAGAGUUAAAAUUGUGUAGAGUUAACACAUCAAAAUUAGAUUACAAUUUCCCAUGAAAAUAAAAAAACAAACAAAGUCUGUUCUCAGUCUGCUUUUUUGUCUUAAGAGAACACUUGCAACCAGUCCAGCCUUUCUCAGCGUUCGCUAUAAAUACCCAAGCGGCUACUAUUUAAUCCCAGGUUGUUACACUUAGCUGACCCCUUAGUGUUGAGGGGUUCAAACCAUUUUAUUGGCCUACUUUUGCAGCCCAGAUGCCAUUCCGACUCAUUUAUCAACUAUUUUCGGCAGUUCAUGGAGUGAUAUCUAUUAUUUUAUGUGUAAUAGUCAUACGUGUAUCGGCGAAAUCGCGAAAAAGCAAGAAUAAAAACGAUUACAGCGCAGUUAUUGGUUUCAACGCAUUGCUGGAUCUUUUUUACACCUUGUCGUUCACCAUAACUAUGAGCGUAAGUCGAACAGACCAAGCUUAUAACAACAGUUGGAGACCUGAUCCAGUGGCAAAAAACGUACCAUUUUGCAUCCAGGAAGUAUCAAAAAAUGUAGCAAAAUACCUCCCUCUCCAAGUGAAAAGAUCCGAUUUUAAAAGGUUCCCUUCAAAACGAAGUUUUUUCACUUGGAGAGGGAGGCAUUUUGCUACAUUUUUUGAUACUUCCAGGAUGCAAAAUGGUAAGGUUUCUUGCCACUGGAUCAGGUCCGUCACUGUAUAACAACAACCUUUACACUAACCGGAGCACUCUGAAUAUUCCAGGCGCCGUAUAUGGAUUCCACCUAUGCGUAUGGUAUAAUCGAGAAUCCGUUACUUCGAAAUCUACCGUACUGGGUCGCCUGCGCUUUAAACAUUGUAAUAGUAUGCGCCAUGCUCUCCAUUCCGGCCCAUAUUGCGGUCCAUUUUUGGUAUCGCUGCAAUAUCAUGGUCGAAAGUCAUCAAUUUACCAUUAAGCAAUAUGUAAAGCGCUACUUGAUUUUCGUUUUAUGGCUGGCAAUAAUCGCCGCAUACACGGUAUUUUACGAGUUUGAGGCCGAACGUCCAAAUGCGUCGUUGGCCAACGUCGCCGCUUAUAUCAACGAUACGCCGAGCUUUAUGGCAUUUGAGAGGGUAAGCGCUAUUGAGAUCCAAAUUUUAUCCCGACAUAUUCUGCAAUUCAGAACAGCAUCUUGUUUCUGCCGAUUCUACUGAAUGCGCAACUAAUGUUCCUCGUUCAAUAUGCAAUGAUAGUAUAUUAUGGUUACAGGAUCAUUAAAACGAUGAGGAAAAGUCGUCGCGAUGUCGUACACGAAAAGACUUUAAAGGUUCAAAAACAUGUCGUCCGUGUCAUGUUCUUACAGGUAAAUUUUAGUAGUCUGUCGGGAAAAUAAUAAGCACAAUGUCGCUUCGCCGAUCGCGUCGCUGAAAGGAAAGCGAUUUGAUCUUGCCGCAACACAAUUCAUUUUCUCCGCGGCGAUGCAACAUAUUUAUCUUCGAUGCGACGGAGCGCUCAUUAUUUUCCGACAGACUGGUGGUACAGUGGCGAACCUGAUCCAGUGGCAAAAAAUGGACUAUUUUGCAUCCGGGAAGUAUCAAAAAAUGUAGCAAAAUGCCUCCUUCCACAACAAAAAACUCCGUCAUGAAGGACGUGGUCAGUGCAAGACCUCACAAAACGACGCCUUUGAAGUCGGAGUUUUUUCACUUGGAAAGGGAGGUAUUUUGCUACAUUUUUUGAUACUUCGCCGAUGCAAAAUGGUACGUUUUUUGCCACUGAAUCAGGUCCGCCACAGCAGUACUGUUACGGCAUCCAUAAUGCUUGGAAAUUAAUGUUUGUGCCUACCGCUGCAAAUUUCAGGCCGUCUACCCAAUGCUCGCGUUUUUUGCGCCCAUGUCGACAAUCAUCAUGGGCUCAAUGUUUGAUCCAAAUAACAACAAUAACAAUGGAUACAUUGGCUACGCUUGCAUGCAAACCAUGCCCACGCUGAACAACUUGUCUGUGCUUUUGUUGGUGCCUUCGUAUCGAAGGAGACUAACCGGGAAAACCUCAAGUUACGUUACAAAGGCCGAGGAAGUCACGGCCGUCCGUGACGUAACGGCACAGAGGCGAAUGACAAGCUAG